Molecule: messenger RNA, 2154 nt
Organism: Cherax quadricarinatus
Lineage: Eukaryota; Metazoa; Arthropoda; Malacostraca; Decapoda; Parastacidae
Source: RefSeq, a predicted model, not a curated record
AUGCUGCCCGAUAUUUACAUAACAGUGCUCGUAUCGGCGGUGAUCAAGACUGUGACCAUGACUAGCCAGGAAGUGGGAGGAGCGUUGGAGCAGGUGGGCGUGGAUGUGGGCGUGAUGGUGGGUCAGUUGGUGGACGAUUAUCUGAGUGGGUGUCACCUGGUGCUCAUCACCACUGUACCUCACUCACUCAUUACCACCAACAUACUCAGACGCCUGAGUGAGGGUACUGAGACUCGAGUGGUGGUGGAAGCACAGAUGGUGUUCUUGCAGGACCAGCUGGCCAAGGACCACCUCCUCCAUGGGCUUUGGGGUGACGGUAAGACCACCUGCAGGGGUCUUCUCCUCGACCUCACUGACGCCAACAAUACUCAUUUGGUCUUAAGGUUUCUCAAGGAAGCUGAGCUACGGAAGUUACCCGAUAUCCGGGUGCUUGUUGUGGGAGGAAGGACACGGGUGAAGGACGUCCUUCUACACCACAGUCUACGAAACACCAUCCACGCCCUCUACCUGGCUCUCAACGACCUCACCCUUCAGAGCCUCACCAUCCAGAGCCUCACUCUCCAGAGCCUCACUCUCCAGAGCCUCACUCUCCAGAGCCUCACUCUCCAGAGCCCCACUCUCCAGAGCCUCACUCUCCAGAGCCUCACUCUCCAGAGCCUCACUCUCCAUAAACUACCACUUAACUCACGUCAAAGAAUUCCCCUUGCCAAAGAGCAAUUUCAAGACUUUUUUGGAAGUAAAAUGCGGUUUUCAGUAUUAGCAAGCUUUCCAUACACGGAUUACACGCUGGACAGUGAUAAACCAGGCAGCACAGUGUCACUUAGAAACUGUCUUGAUGCCAGAAUGCUGUUUCUCCUCUCUAAAAAACUCAAUAUUAGUUUUGAGAUCCGGGAGAUACCUGACCGUAGUUAUGGUGUGCAGAAGAAUGGCAACUUUACUGGCAUGGUGGGACAUCUCCAGCGAGAGGAAUCAGAUAUUUGUGGAUCAAUGACAACUGUGGUUGGGAUUGUUGUUGAGUGUGGUGGUGUGGAGCGGGAUCCUGUGGUUGCUGCAGAGAUUAUGGUGGUUACAGCCUCUCAUAUGUUCCCAGGUGUUGGUGGGCGCGUGGCUGAUGUUCUGUCUGGUCAUAACCACAGGUUACAGCCUCUCAUAUGUUCCCAGGUGUUGGUGGGCGCGUGGCUGAUGUUCUGUCUGGUCAUAACCACAGGUGUUGGUGGGCGCGUGGCUGAUGUUCUGUCUGGUCAUAACCACAGGUUACAGCUUCUCAUAUGUUCCCAGGUGUUGGUGGGCGCGUGGCUGAUGUUCUGUCUGGUCAUAACCACAGGUGUUGGUGGGCGCGUGGCUGAUGUUCUGUCUGGUCAUAACCACAGGUUACAGCUUCUCAUAUGCUCCCAGGUGUUGGUGGGCGCGUGGCUGAUGUUCUGUCUGGUCAUAACCACAGGUUACAGCUCCUCACUAGUAGCUCACCUGUCAGUCCAGGAGAAAACCAAGCCCCCGGACACCUUGGAGGACCUGGUGACUCGGAACAAUUGGAAGUGGGCCAUUGAAACGCAGUUGUUAUUUGGAGCUUCGUUACUCUAUUUCUCACAGCAUACAGAUCCUAAGACGGUGAGCAUACAUCACAACACCAAAUAUUAUGAAAUUAAGCUUUGUUUUCUUCUCACCUGUGACCACAAGACUCAGAUGAUGACGCAGGGACUAGAGAAGGUGAGAGCAGGAGACUACUCCUUCAUAACCAUCUAUAUCAACAUCAAGGUGGUAAUCGACUCCCUAUACAGCGAGAGCUCAGGCCCGACACCCUACUACAUCAGCUACUUAAACCUUCUUAUAUUUCCUACCUUUGGAUGGGGUUUCAGGAAAGGUGCUCCAUUUUACAACAGGUUUAUGCAGUUGAUGCUGCAAUUGCAAGACGUUGGAAUUACGAGCCGAUGGACAAAAGAAGUGAUUGCAGAGCGUGUCAAGGAAAAUAGAGCAGCUGCAGCACUCAACCCACAAGCUAUCCAGAGUCCUACACCAUUUAAAGAGGACAGCAGAGUGGUGUUGGGAAUGAAUCACCUGCAAGGAGCAUUCUACAUGCUGCUGCUGGGUACAGGAGUAGCCUUCCUCACCCUGCUGGGGGAGAACCUCGCCCACUGGUGCUCCUCCCCUCAGUAA